Condylostylus longicornis is the source of this 2099-nucleotide messenger RNA. RefSeq lists its product as uncharacterized. Bases 87 to 2087 code for a protein of 666 amino acids. The record is from RefSeq and is a predicted model, not a curated record. Gene Ontology annotation, molecular function: DNA binding. Lineage: Eukaryota; Metazoa; Arthropoda; Insecta; Diptera; Dolichopodidae. The transcript has 9 exons.
UUGAUACAUUGUUUGGAGAAUAAUAGCGUCUCGAUUUUGGGAAAAGUAUUGCAUUUCUCGAGUCUCAUUGAAAAAAAAAAAUAAAUAUGAGUGAAGAAAUUGAAAAACUUAAAGAAGCCGAAACAACGGUGGAAUAUUCAAAAAUUGUAGUUCCCAAAGGAAUGCGUAGCACAUAUUGGAGAUAUUUCGGAUUUCCGGCUGACGAUAACAGUCAAAUAGUUACAAAAAAUAAGAUCUUGUGUGUAUUAUGCAAUACAGCAAUAGUUUAUAAUAAAAAUACUACAAAUUUAAGAACUCAUUUGGUGGCAAAACAUCCUGAUGAAUUUAUAGCUAUAGCCCAGGAAAAACGGCGUGAAAUAUUCGCAGAUAAAUCUGAAAGUUAUUAUGUGUCCACUGUUCCUCAAGUUAAGAAAAUGAAGUCCGAAGACGGAGAAAUAAACAUACAGAAAAACCGUCAGCAAAAAAUUGAUAUUAAAAUUUCUAGCGAUCUGAUUACAGAUUUUACAAGUGAACUUGACACUCAAGACAAUAAUUAUAAUGAGGAAGAUUCUGUACAAAAUUAUGAAUAUGAAAGUAUGGCAGUUGAUACAAAUAAUUUAAAUCAUAUAAAUCCUGAAGUUCAGCAAUAUAAUGUGAAUGACUUGAUCCAAAAGAUGCUAGUUUUGGACUUGUUGUCUCCGUCUAUUUUUAAAGGGGAAGGUUUUAAGAAUUUAAUUAGAUGUAUGGGUGGUGAUUUUGAUGAAGUUAAAAGGAAUGAAGUUAAACAAAAUAUUGAAAUGAUAUAUCAAGAAAAUCUUAAUAAAAAACUCGAAAUUAUUGAACAAAAGUCUUCCUUAUAUCCUUAUUCAAUCAGUGUAGAAUUUUUUGAAAACUUCACUCAUCCCGAAAACCCCUUAUAUACGAAUAUUUGUUUUAUAUUCCUGGACAUAUCUAAAAUUUCACUUGAUAACACUUUUUACAAAUCGUUACCAAUACAAGAAAUAACAGAUUUUGAAGAGAUAUUUUAUGGAAUAGAUCUUAAAAAUUGUGUAGCUGUCGUCGUUAAUCAAAAUAAUACACAAUUACAACAAUUUGUUAAAACCAAUGCUGUAAAUGCUCAAAUAGUGUUAUGUAUAGAUGCUAUAUUACAAAAUUGUAUUAAACAUGUAUUUAAUCUGCAAGAUGUACAAGAAAUUUUCGAUGAAGCUUUAAGAAUUUAUGAGAAAGUAAUUUCAGACUAUGAGCCCGAGCUCUACAUAGGUAUGGACGAAAUUUGUAUAUGGUAUAAAAUCUACCUGUUACAACGUUUUACUGAUACGGUGUCCUUAAAAAAUGAUGAGAAUAAUGUAAUGCAAAAAAUCGAUGAAAUAUUGUAUUGUUUAAACCCACUUAAGAUUACAUUGGAAACAAUUGCUGAUGAGCACAUAACUUCUUGCACUUUAGUGCAACCUUUAAUAUCAAAACUAAUAGAUUUCAAUUAUUGUAUAGAGGAACGCGAUUCUGAAAUGACAAAACAAAUUAAACUCAUUAUUGUGAAAGAACUGACGGAAAGUGUUAUUGAAAAUGUGUUUUUAACCGAAUCUGCGUUUAUUGAUCCAAGAUUCCAUAGUUAUAUUGAUUCUGAAGCAAGAAAAAUGGUAAAAUCAAACUUACUUUUAAAGUAUGAUUCAGAAAUCGAAAUUAAAAAAGAAAUGGCAGAAUUGAAGGUAGAUCAAAAUAAAGGAAAUAGUUCAAAUAAUAGUGCAAAGCGGCAAAAGAGAUCAAGUUUGAAAUUAUUUUUUAACCAGACAGAAGAGAAAAAUAAAAUUACCACACUUACUAAAAAUGGUUUGGAAAGCGAACUAAUUAAGUAUGAUUCAGAAACAAAUGUUGAUUUAGAUCAAUGCCCAAUAACCUGGUGGCUUGAUACUAGUUACAGUUUUAAAAAUUUAAGUAAAAUAUCGCAAAACUACUUUACGGUCCCUUGUUCAGUUAAUAACUUAUUUAAAAAAAGUAUUGAAGAACGCAUUGAUAUUUAUAAUCGACGAAGAAAACUAACAUAUAAAUAUUUUAACCAAUUAUGGUUUUUAUAUAUAAACAAUAUUGAAACGGAAUUUACAAAAUUUUAAUGUAAUUUUAAA